CAAGCGCCGUUUGUGCGCCACACGUUCAUUCAGUCUGUGGACGACGUUGCGCCAGUACGUACCGACUGUGACAAAAACGCACGCACUCCUCUCACACGGUGCUUCUUCUUACAUAGCGGGGCGUUCUCACGCACACAGCAAACAUACACAAACACACACACACACCUACACAUAAAAAAAAAAAAAAUUACACACACUCGCGUGGGUCUAACCAUAGCCGGCGUGUGCCGCCAACAACAACAACCACAACAAAAGAAGAUCGUCAAGUUUGAUUUUAAGAUUUUAAGUUUCGCGCGCGCGUUUCGCUUAAGUUUUUGUCGCGUGUGCACUGAGAUCAUUGAGAUCCUUCUUCUUACACUGACUGAGAUCGAUCGAAGAUCGAAAUUUCAAUUUAUUAAUUAAAUCACAUACACACACACACAUACGCACACACACUUUUUGGACCACCAAGCAGUGUCAAUCAAAGUGAAAAAUAAUUCAUCAAAGAAUUAGAAUCCAAAUUGAGAAAGAAUUAAUAUUAUACUGUUAAAACAUAAAUUCAUCAAAUUCAAUCGGCAUAAAGUGCCCAAGUAAAUGCCAAAGUUAAAACGUGUGGUGCAUCUCAUUAAAAACUGCUGCUGCUAAUCAAUUGAUUAUCUUCAAUUCAACAAGAAAAGAAGGUCAACACAAUGCCAUCAGCGAAUUAUCAGUGACAUGGCCGAGGGCUGUGAGGACUCUGCCGGUGCCUCUGAAUCGACAACAACGGCGGCAACGACGACGACAACAACCCCAUCAUCAUUGAUAACCAAGACGAAAUUACAGUUCAAUCAGCUAGAUAAGAUGCUGGGCACUGUGUUGCCAUGCGAGGCGGCCAUUGGUGCCACACCAGGCAGCAAUACGACCAACAGUAAUACCAAUACCAAUUCCAACAACAAUAACAAUAAUAACAACAACAACAACAAUAACUCCGCUGCAGCGGACAAUAGCAUUGUGAAGCGUGAGUUUUGCGAUGGAAGUAUAUUGCCAGGUGUUGGGGCAGGCGCUACCAACAAUAAUAAUAGCAACAACAACAACAACAAUCCAAAAAUGCAGACCAACAACAAGACAAGUAGCGGCAGUGGCAAUAGUAGCAGCAGCUCCUCAUCAUCAUCAUCAUCGUCUUGUUCCUCAACAUCAUCGUCCAGCUCAUCGACCAGCACCUUAACCAGUUGCACCACCGCAGCCAUAGUGCCCUCCCAAUGCUCCACAAAUGCCAACAAAUCGCCCGGUUCACCCUAUUCCCAUAGCGGUGGCGGACCAAUCUCUGGAAAUAUCCUAGGAGCAAUGGUUGCCAAUAGUGUGGCCAGUCCGCUGCGUGAGGCAAGCCCAUUGCCAGCAAGUCGAUCGCCAUUGUUGAAUGUGGCAGCAACAGCCGCAGCAGCAGCCGUAGCAGCUCAACAGCAGUCACCCUGUGGCGGUGCCACACCCGCCUCCCCGCCAUCGGCCUCCUCGAAUAGCUCGUCUCAUGUGCUGGCGCUCAACAUUAAAACCGAGUCGGACUAUGAUAAGGAAAUAAGUUGCCACAAAAUACAUUCGCCCCAUCAUCAGCAUCCCCAUCAUCAUUCGCAUCUGCAUAAUCAUCAUCUGAACAACAACAAUAAUAAUAAUAAUAAUAUUAGCAACGAAGAUGACAACAUGGAAGUGUCCUCCAUUGAGGUGGAUCACACUUUAUUAUCGCCGCCGCAUUCACAUUCGCCAUAUGACAGCAAGGACCAUGUUAAGGAGCUGGAAUUCUAUAAGAGUUUGGCCGCCAAGGCUGCCACACUGAGAGAGGCAAAUGCUGUGGCAGCUGCCACAGCAACAUCAUCAUCAUUGUCGCCUCUGCCCAUGCAAAUCGAUGCCGAUGACGAGGAUGUCGAUGAUCAUCAUCAGGCAGCUGCCGUCGAGGCAUUGCGUCUACGGCGCGAGGAGCAGGCUCAGGCCAAGGCAUUUGCUGCGCAUCUGAAUGGAACUAUGCAAGACAUGAUAAAUUUGCAAAAAUUACAAAAUCUGGCCACGCUGCAACAACAACAACAGCAGCAACAACAACAUCCGCAUACACACACACACGGCCAUCAUCCGCAUCAUCCACAUCCCGCCACGGCUGCUGCAUUGGCAAGUCUUCAGGGCUUAGCCGCUUCCGUAUUUAAUUCACCAUUGAAUCUCAGUGUGGGAGCGGAGUCAGUGUCAACGACAGGAGCAGUGGCAGCUGCAGCAGCAGCAGCCGCAGCAGCAGCUGCGGCGGCGGCUGUGGGAGCAACUGGACCAGGUGGUGUUGGUGUCGUUGGUGGGGGAGGAGGAGCCAGAUCUUCUGUCUCGCCCAUACAGAGCAGCAAGAACAAGACGUCAAAGGCCAAUAACAACAAUAGCUCCACCAUCUCUAAUGCAAAUACAGCCACCUCCUCAUCCUCAGUAACAUCAUCGGCAUCUAACCAACAGCAGCAGCAGCAGCAACAACAACAACAGCAGCAGCAGCAGCCGCAACAGGAUAAUCCCAGUAGCAGCAGCUCUCCACAUGCCAUGAAUGCCGCCACCACAUUGGCUAAUGUUUUGGCUGCGGCCACAGCAUCGCCACCGCCAGCUCUUCAAGCGCCGCCGGCAAGCGCCCAAAUGCCGCAACUGAUACUCGCCUCCGGGCAACUGGUUCAGGGUGUACAAGGUGCCCAGCUGCUCAUACCCACAGCCCAAGGCAUUGCCGUUCAGACCAUUUUGACGAUUCCUGUGAGUCCGCAGAUACCGACUACGGAACAGUUUCUGCCCAAUGCAUUCGGAGCCUAUGCCAGCUUUCAGCAGCAGCAACGAGAGCAGCGGGAACAACGCGAGCAACGGGAACAACGGGAGCAACAACGCGAUCUGUUGCCACCGCCAUUGACUGGCCUGCAACAUGGUCCUGUGCCGGCUUUGCCACAAUUGGCUCAGACACCCACGAAUUUACUCAAACCCAAUCUAUUCUCAAGUGGAGUGCAACAGUUGUUGACUGCAUUGCAUCCAGAACUUUUUGCCGUUGCCCAGCAACAACAACAGCAGCAGCAGCAACAACAACAGCAGCAACAACAGCAGCAGCAGCAGCAACAACAUCAACAGCGGGAAAGGGAGAGGGAAAGAGAGCGAGAAAGGGAACGAGAACAAUUGGCUGGACUAGCUGGCCAUAUGCCUCAUACACAUGGCCAUAUGGCAGCCGAUCUGCGUCGCUCAGCUGAACGUAGUCCACCGUCACGUUCACCCACUGACGGUAGUCCAUCAUUGCCUACAAAGACCCAGCCACAUGCUCCUCCGCCACCACCAGCGGCAGCUGCUUUCCUAUUGCAACAGCAGCUGCACAUCAAACCAGAGACGCAGACCCAUCUGCAUCAUCAUAUGACGGGACAACCAACUGGCAGUAGUGGUUCAGUUGGAUCGGGAGUUUCGCAUCCGCAAAUCAGUCUCAGGCAUCCCGAUGAGUUGACAGCACCUCAAAUAGAUUUGAAGCCCUUGGAAUUGAGUACCAGUUCAUCGCCACCUGCUCCACCCUCGCGACAUCAUUUCGGUCAUAGCCUGAGGACAACAUCCUCACCCAAGCACAGUCCGAGUCGAAUAGGUGGCGGUGGCAAUGGAUCUGUGUCCACACCAGUGACUGGAAUGAAUCUUAGCCAGCAUCAUGACCGCCUCGAGAGACGUUCGCACACGCCCACGGCCACAGCAACGAGAGCCAGCGUCUCGUCCAGUUCGGGGGGAGUGCAUCAUUUGGGACAUGAGCGUGUCGCUGGACGAUUAACGCCCACUGCAUCCACUGGACCUGGUAGUUCGGCUAGCAGUUCCAAUGAAAGAGGCUAUGUAUCACCCCUAUUCCGUUCCCAUUCCCCACCGGGGCAUCCCCUGCACAUGGGCAAUUCGCCGCGUCUGGAGCGCGACUAUCUGGGCAAUGGACCAAGUUUAGGUGGUGGACCAAAUGCCACAGCUACAUCUACCAGUUCGGCCAGUGCCAGCUCCUCAUCAGCCAAUGUACUUAGCAGCAUCAACAGGCUCAAUGCCACCAAUGGUGAGCUGACUAUAACCAAAUCUCUGGGACCGCCAACGGCCACAGCAACGCGUGCCUCAUCGGCCUCGCCGCGUGACGAUUCACCUGGCCCGGGACCAUCCACCUCGGGUCUAAUGCAGCCACUCAAAUUGAGUCCUUCAUCGCGCAGUGAACCGCCGCAUCUGUCACCCAAUGGCAAUGAGAAUGACAAUGACCUUCUCAUGGAUUCACCGAAUGAACCCACCAUUAAUCAGGCUACCACAAAUGUUGUCGAUGGCAUCGAUCUGGAUGAGAUCAAAGAGUUUGCCAAAGCCUUUAAAUUGAGACGUUUAUCAUUGGGUUUGACCCAAACUCAGGUGGGUCAGGCUCUCUCCGUAACCGAGGGACCCGCUUACAGUCAGAGUGCCAUUUGCAGCAGUGCACUCGCUGCGCAGAUGUAUGCCGCUCAGCUGUCAACGCAACAACAGAACAUGUUCGAGAAAUUGGACAUAACACCAAAGAGUGCACAGAAAAUCAAACCUGUGCUCGAGCGUUGGAUGAAAGAGGCCGAAGAGAGUCACUGGAAUCGUUACAAGUCGGGCCAAAAUCAUCUAACAGACUAUAUUGGUGUCGAGCCAUCGAAGAAACGCAAGAGACGCACCUCAUUUACACCGCAAGCCUUGGAGCUGCUCAAUGCUCAUUUCGAACGCAAUACGCAUCCUUCGGGCACCGAAAUCACCGGUUUGGCUCACCAAUUGGGCUACGAACGUGAAGUCAUACGUAUCUGGUUCUGUAAUAAACGUCAAGCACUAAAGAACACUGUUCGCAUGAUGUCCAAGGGCAUGGUCUAGUAGGGCGACCAAACCGAGAGAAUAAUAUGAAUGAACCAAGUUCAUGGAGGCUUGUUGUUUUGUAUAUAAAACAAAAAAGGAUUUCUUAUUGUAUAUAUAGAUAUAACUUUGAUAAUUGAGUGCUAAGAAUUGUAUUAUGAUGAUAAUGAUGAUGAUAUCUUUUGGUCUGUCUGUCAGUUUGUAUGUCUCUAAUUGUAUGUGUAUGUAUUAUGUGAUAGUUUUAAACAAUUAGCCAUGUAAAAUUGUAAAAGGUGUGUCAUAGCAUUUACAAAAACCAACAACAACAAAUGAAAAAAACCUAGAAAUGGGAGAACAAACGAAAACAAAAAUCGUAUAAUUAAUAUGACUCCAAAAUACAUUAAAAAAAAAAAACAAAAACCAUAUCCCAAAUAGCCUAAAAGUAGUCUACAGUCCCUAGCAUUAGACUUGUGCAGUUUUUUAGGGCAAAUUUUAUUAACAUUGAUGUGCCAUUCCAAAAAAAGAAAAACAAAACAAAAAAUUAAAAUAAAAACCAACAAAA
Molecule: messenger RNA, 5344 nt
Organism: Drosophila willistoni
Lineage: Eukaryota; Metazoa; Arthropoda; Insecta; Diptera; Drosophilidae
Gene: pdm3
Product: alpha-protein kinase 1
Exons: 11
Coding region: 694-4824 (1376 amino acids)
Biological process (GO): regulation of transcription by RNA polymerase II
Molecular function (GO): RNA polymerase II cis-regulatory region sequence-specific DNA binding; DNA-binding transcription factor activity, RNA polymerase II-specific
Source: RefSeq, a predicted model, not a curated record